Messenger RNA from Brassica oleracea var. oleracea, 1190 nucleotides. RefSeq names its product CRIB domain-containing protein RIC10. NCBI's taxonomy places the organism in Eukaryota, Viridiplantae, Streptophyta, Magnoliopsida, Brassicales, Brassicaceae. The coding region runs from base 660 to 1127 and encodes 155 amino acids. The transcript has 5 exons. The record is from RefSeq and is a predicted model, not a curated record.
ACUUCAUGUUAAUUUCUUAUGAAACUAACUAGUUGCUAGUUAAUUAAACCCACAUAAAGUUUUAGCUGGUGAUAAAUCAUUAUGAAAAGGAAAAUCAUUAUUAAGCUCCUCAUACUAUGUGUCAUAUUUAUACAGACCAACUAAUCAUUGAAUACUGAUCAUAUCGCAUAUUGAAACAUUCCUAUUAUAAUAUUUUUAUUUAACCACAUAUAUAUGUAUGUGUAGAUGCCUUUUCAUGGUGACCCACUUACUUAUCUCUUACCUUAGGCCUGAUUGAGUCUCCAUCUUCUUCUUCCUUCUUCACUUGGCCUUCACCAUCUUCUCUCUUUUGAACUCUUUUUUUUUCAUAAUUUCUCACGAAAUUAUGUUUUUUCAUUAAGAUUCAUUUUGUUCAUAAUAUGUUUUGUGAUUUAUCAAGAGAGGUUUAACCAAAAGAUGAAAGAAGCAUAGAAUCGAAAGAGAGGCUGUUCCUUUAUUCUUCUACUUUUGCUUUUAUCAUUUUUCUCCAAUCAAUCUCUAAGAUUAAUUUCAGUGGGAGAGAGGAGAUUGUUUGCUGGGCUUCAACUAUCACCUAGAAAGGAUACUAUUUUCCUAGUAAUCAAGUUUACAAAACAAUAAUCCAAGACAAAUUUAGUCUGCAUUUUUGUGAUCUCUUCAACAUGGCAAUGAAAAUGAAGGGCAUCUACAAGGGCUUCAAAUGUAUCUCUCAAAUAUUUGCCGGGGAGAAAGAGCGCGAUGAAAUUGAAAUUGGGUAUCCAACAAAUGUAAAACAUGUCUCUCAUAUUGGCUGGGAGGGUUCUUCUAGUAGUGGUCCUGGUUGGAUGAGUGAGUUCAAGGUCGGAGCUGAGGUUUUGUCUCCAAGGGCAUCAUCGUUUAGUAAUGCAAGACCUUCUACUUCUUUUUUCACCUCGUCUUCAACUGAUUUUGAUCAAGGGUCGAGUAAACGAACAAUAUCUGAUACACUAAGAGAUGUACCUCCAGUUACUCCAAUAAAUUUACCUAAACAUAGCAACAAGAAAAGUAGUAGAAGAAAGAAGUCAGCUUCAUCAUCAUCAUCUCCAAAAUCUUCAAGAUCAUCUAUUUUUUCUAAAUCUUCGUAUAAAUCAACUGUAUCCCAACUAAUCUAAACAUAUAAGAGUAGGUGCAAGAAAGAAAAAAAAAAGUCAAAAGUUUGAUCGCCUUUGUGCAUA